Molecule: messenger RNA, 1002 nt
Organism: Ectocarpus siliculosus
Lineage: Eukaryota; Phaeophyceae; Ectocarpales; Ectocarpaceae
Source: the annotation of a GenBank genome assembly
AUGGGUGGGCUGUGGGUUGUCGUGCGGUGUCGCUGUGAUCGUGCUAUCUCGGGACUGUCAGCUGCCCACUUCAACCCCGAUUACCGUUUGCGGAUCCCCCAGGCUCUUCAUUUCCCUGCACACCGACCUGCGUCCAGUCGCCCCCCCCCCCAUCUUCCCCUAGGCAGAAAAACAGCGUUCCUGUGUGUGCAAGUGCAUCACGUGCUGGCAGUACCUUACGGAGAAGCUGCCGGAGUCAAGUCAAGGUUGGUAACGCGAACGAUGCCGCCAUUCGCGCACCGCGCCGCUGCCACGGCUGCCCUCCUCCUCUGCCCCCUCUCCUCCGCGUUCGUGCCUGCUUUGCCGAGCCCACACGAGCGGAGACCGUCCGCUGUUGGUCGCGGUCUUGUGGCGACAUCAACGCCGGUUGUAGCGCAGACGACAUCUCCUGCGUGCUCGACAAGGCCGAGAGCAAAGAGGGGCCUGCACGCCACGGAGUUGGGUGCGGCAGCGGAUCGAGGGGGCGGGGGAGAGGAGUGCGGCGAUGAGGGCAAGGGUGGCGAAGGGAAGCCUCCUCGCUCUGUGCUGGAGCGUCCAUGGGAUGUCGAGGUCGAUUUCCACGGCGAGAGGCGGGUGAUCACUGUCCAACCUGGCGACAGCAUUUUGGAGGCGGCGGAGAUGUCGGGCAUGAACCUGUCGUACGAGUGCAGGAGGGGGAACUGCAUCAGCUGCGCGGCCAGGGUUCAGAACGGGUCGUCGAGCCACUUCGAGAACUCGGCGGACAGAAUACCCGAAGACGGAGCUCCUGAUGGGUUCGUCCUCACCUGCAGCACCCAUCCUACCGGGCCCGGCGUCAAGCUGGAUCUGUCCGCGAACGCCGAGAUGUGGGACGCGUACUGCGCGCGAUUGGACGACAUUUCUACCCAAGACCUCUUGCGACAGACGUCUGCAGAGGUGAUGCGCAAGUACCGAGUGGAGCACCCCGACUACUUUCGCGAGGAGGUGGAGCGGCAGUUCAAGUGA